AUGUCCGCAUCAUUGUCAAUCGCCCUUGUUUUUGGCGCCGGCCAAAACGUAGGAGCCGGCGUCGUCAAAGCCUUCUCUGCCAAAGGGUACAGGAUAGCAACAGUGUCGCGGACAGCUACGGCGGACGCAAGCGACAAGCGACUCCACAUCCAGGCCAACCUGGAGGAUCCCGAAAGCGUCUCAACAGUUUUCGAAACCGUCCGCAAGCAACUUGGCCAUCCAAGCGUAGUUGUCUACAACGGCGCGGCGGCCUCGUUCGUGAACAAGGAGGACCCAUUGGAAAUUUCUCUCAAGGAUGCCGUUCGUGAUAUGAAUGUCAAUACCUUCAGCGCUCUCGCUGCGGCAAAAGAGGCCGUCAAGUCCUUCGAGGCGCUGCCAAAGGACGCAGCCCGGACCUUUAUCUUUACUGGAAACAUAACGAAUUCUCAGCCAAUCCCAGCAUUGAUGAGUCAGGGAAUGGGAAAGAGCGCUACAGCGCACAUGAUCCAGACGGCAGCGUCAGUCUACGCGGACCGCGGAUACAGCUUCUAUUACGCAGAUGAGCGCAAGGCUGACGGUGCUGCUGUGUACCGUGCUAUUGAUGGAGAGGCACAUGGGAAGUUCUAUGUGGAGCUUUCCGAGAAGGAUCAAGGCCCGUGGCUGGCGACGUUUGUCAAGGGCACCGGUUACGUAGACUUUUCUUAG
Rhinocladiella mackenziei CBS 650.93 is the source of this 684-nucleotide messenger RNA. RefSeq lists its product as uncharacterized. NCBI's taxonomy places the organism in Eukaryota, Fungi, Ascomycota, Eurotiomycetes, Chaetothyriales, Herpotrichiellaceae. The coding region runs from base 1 to 684 and encodes 227 amino acids. The transcript is spliced from 3 exons. The record is from RefSeq and is a predicted model, not a curated record.